Ictalurus punctatus (channel catfish) is the source of this 640-nucleotide messenger RNA. RefSeq names its product cystatin-B. Gene Ontology annotation, molecular function: cysteine-type endopeptidase inhibitor activity. The record is from RefSeq and is a predicted model, not a curated record. NCBI's taxonomy places the organism in Eukaryota, Metazoa, Chordata, Actinopteri, Siluriformes, Ictaluridae. Gene Ontology annotation, cellular component: cytosol. The coding region runs from base 176 to 493 and encodes 105 amino acids. The transcript has 3 exons.
CUGUAUGGGGGAACCAGCCUCAUGAUUGGCUGCUCUGUGUAUGCUCGCUUAUUCAGCUUUUGUUUUGAACGAAUUCCCUGGCACAUGAUUUUUGAAGUGUCUGGUUACUUCGGGAAAGCUUUGGGAAUAUUAGACUAAACAAUAAUUUUAUUUACUUUUGCUUCCAGAUAAAGAAAUGCCUUUGUUGCGCGGAGGGACCACGGAGACGAAGGACGCCACUGAUGAAGUGCAGAAAAUCUGUGAUGAGGUUAAGCCUCAUGCGGAGGAAAAAGCCGGAAAAACGUUUGACGUCUUCACUGCUAAAUCCUACAAGACACAGGUGGUAGCUGGGACAAACUAUUUCAUCAAGGUCCACGUGGGUGGCGAGGACUUUGUUCACCUGCGUGUCUAUAAGAUGUUGCCUUGCGCUGGAGAAAAACUGGAACUUACUGGAAUACAGACACCCAAAGCCCAUCAUGACCCCAUUGAAUACUUCGAACAUAUGUUCCAUUGAGAAAGAAACACCAUAGAAACUACAGUAACGCUCACAAACAGGGACUGUAUUUGUUGCUAAUUAUGACAUCUUUAUUCUAUCUUAAUUCCUGAACUGACAAGAAAUGAGCUGCUUCUUCAGUUAAUAAAAAUGCAGUGGUAAAUAUCA